AUGCUCUUCUUUCCUGACAGCUUGGAGUUUGAUUUAGAGGAUGCACUGCACAACGACCCGCGAAAGCCUGACGCGAAGGACAAAGUGAAAGAAGAAGCCCUCGUGAAACAAAAAAGUGCCCCCUCGAACAAAUCCGCUCCCCCCGAAGCCCCUGAAGAUGCCGAAAAAGAAAAGGCAGAGGAAGGAGCUGCUGUCAGUAAGGAGGCAGCUCCAGCAGGCAGCCCGACUAAAAAGAAAAAAAACAAAACUAAGAAAGAUUCUUCCUCUUCUUCUUCUUCUUCUUCAUCCUCCUCCUCCUCCUCCUCUUCAUCUUCCUCUUCCUCCUCUGAGUCUGAGAAUGAAAAGGAAAAGCCUAAAACUGAGAACGAGGAGGCCAAAGCUUGAUCCUUCACAGCUUCUUGUCUGCUCUGUGUGUUUUUUUCAGUUUCAGUUGAAAAAUGUCACAUUAACACUGUUAAGGUGUGUUUUCUCAGGUGUCAGUGAAAUAAAGACAUUUGGAAACUGAA
Molecule: messenger RNA, 506 nt
Organism: Stegastes partitus (bicolor damselfish)
Lineage: Eukaryota; Metazoa; Chordata; Actinopteri; Pomacentridae
Product: corepressor interacting with RBPJ 1-like
Exons: 2
Coding region: 1-384 (127 amino acids)
Source: RefSeq, a predicted model, not a curated record